Molecule: messenger RNA, 2688 nt
Organism: Pistacia vera
Lineage: Eukaryota; Viridiplantae; Streptophyta; Magnoliopsida; Sapindales; Anacardiaceae
Product: kinesin-like protein KIN-8A
Exons: 7
Coding region: 205-2523 (772 amino acids)
Biological process (GO): microtubule-based movement
Molecular function (GO): microtubule motor activity; microtubule binding; ATP binding
Source: RefSeq, a predicted model, not a curated record
CUUUCAAAUCUCUCACGAUCUUGAUUUUUCCUCGUUUCAGCUUCUUCUUCACUUGCACCACGACUUGAAAUUUCUUUUAUUUCCCUGGAAAUUUUUUUGAACUUUCUUGCGUUUUGAGCUAUUUUUCCAACUGGGUUAGAGGAAAUUUCAUCUGGGUAUGUUUGGAUGGUGAGAAAAUAAAUAGAAAAUAAUCAAAAUACUACAAUGCCUGUGUCAACUCGGUCUCAAUUCGUGAACCACGAACAGAAUGACUCAAACGGAGAGCAUAGAACCAGAAGCCGAUCAAGGUCGGAACAAGAAGAAACAACACAAACGAAUCUUUAUCUAAGAAACCCACAUCACGGGUUGAAAGAGAAAAUGAGAGCUUUGACUCUUUUGUACGAGCAACAAAAGAAAGCUUCGGCAGCUCUCAGAAAUCAGUCUCCGAAACCUGAAGAGAAGCGAAUUGCAACAACACAUCCAAGCGUUGAGCUCCUUGGUUCGUGUAAAAAAGAACAAAAAGAAUCGAAAGAUUCAAGCUUUUUGCACAAUGUCAUGAAAGAGAACACCGCCAAGCCGCCAAGUUCUACAAUUACAAGAACCUUCGUGUUGCCUCAACCGCCGUUGGAUGAUGUUAAGGAGAAUCUCGUGAUGGGGCCUGAUCGCAUUCUUGGGUUCCCAAGAAAGGCCAAUGUGACAACAACAGUGGCGAGGAAGUUAUCAAUGGGCGGCUCAUUGCCACAGCGAGAGACUAAAGAAGUAAAUGGGGCUAAAAUGGAGGGUGUUGCAGAGAGAGUUGUUAAUUGUGGGAGUCGAAUUCUUGUGUUUGUGAGGCUUAGGCCGAUGUCUAAGAAAGAGAAGGAAGCGGGGUCUCGGUGUUGUGUGAGGAUUGUGAAUAAGAAGGAGGUUUAUUUGACUGAGUUUGCUAAUGAGAAUGAUUAUCUUCGGCUUAAGAGGCUUCGUGGACGCCAUUUUACUUUCGAUGCUUCAUUUUCGGAUUCGACUUCUCAACAAGAAGUCUAUUCCACCACAACCGCAGAGCUUGUCGAAGCAGUUCUCCAGGGAAGGAAUGGAUCAGUUUUCUGCUAUGGUGCCACAGGAGCUGGAAAAACAUAUACAAUGCUAGGUACUGUGGAGAAUCCAGGAGUGAUGGUUUUAGCAAUUAAGGAUCUAUUCACCAAGAUUAGACAGAGGAGUUGUGAUGGAAACCAUUUAGUUCACCUCUCCUAUCUCGAGGUCUACAAUGAAACUGUCAGGGAUUUGCUUUCACCUGGAAGACCUCUGGUCCUUAGAGAAGAUAAACAGGGAAUUGUAGCAGCAGGCCUUACACAGUACAGAGCUUACUCUACAGAUGAGGUAAUGGCAUUGCUUCAGCGUGGAAACCAAAACCGAACUACUGAACCAACACGUGCCAAUGAGACCUCUUCACGCUCCCACGCCAUUCUGCAGGUUGUAGUUGAAUACAGAGUUAAAGAUGCUUCUAUGAACAUUGUCAAUAGAGUUGGAAAGCUUUCACUGAUCGAUCUUGCUGGGUCAGAAAGAGCCCUUGCAACUGAUCAGAGAACAGUCAGAUCAAUUGAGGGUGCCAACAUAAAUCGGUCACUCCUUGCACUGAGCAGCUGCAUCAAUGCCCUUGUGGAGGGUAAGAAACACAUCCCAUAUCGGAAUUCGAAGCUUACUCAACUCCUCAAGGAUUCAUUAGGGGGAGCUUGUAACACUGCAAUGAUUGCUAACAUUAGUCCAUGCAAUCUCUCAUUCGGUGAAACUCAAAACACCCUGCAUUGGGCUGAUCGAGCCAAGGAAAUCCGAACCAAGGCAACUGAAGCAAAUGAAGAACUACAUCAAGUACCUGAAUCCGAAACUGAUCAAGCCAAGCUAUUACUUGAAUUGCAAAAGGAGAAUCGGGAAUUGCGAGUUCAAAUGGCACGCCAGCAACAAAAGCUACUGACCCUCCAAGCACAAUCCUUAGUUGCAAAUACUUCUCCAACCCCUUCUUCUGUCUCCUCUCUCUUAACUCCUCCAUCUACAGCCCAACCAAAUGAAAAAAGAAAACCCAGAUCAUCUUUCUUAAAUGGUAAUUGUUUUACACCAGAAUUCAAGGGGAAAGGAGCACAGGAAGCGGCUAGAGAGCUUCAGCUGAAUGUGAAGGCAUUAGAAGCAGAAAUUGAGAGAAUGAAGAAAGAUCAUGCUUUGCAGAUAAAGCAUAAGGAUGAUCUCAUUCGUGAGCUUUUACGAAAGAGUGAAAAACCAUUAGAAAGAAGGGGAACAGAAGUGGCAAAGAGGACAGGGGCAGUAACAAGGGCUAGCUUGCGGCCUAAGGAACCAAGCACAGGGGAGUUGAAGAGCCCUAGUCAUCGAUUUCGUUCACCAGUCCCAACAGCUAAAAAACGAAGCUUUUGGGACAUAACAACAUCAAACAGCCCAUCGGUUACUACAUUAAACGGAAGAAAAACCAGAAGUCAUGUAACUUCCGAACCUGCUCCAGCUCCCUCAAUGCUGCUUCAGCCCGGUUUUGCUCGUCAAAAACCUGACCCUUUAAAGUAGUAGUGUAAUCAAGGAGUGGAAGAAGCAGCAGACAGCUGAUUAAAAGCUGAGAAGACAAUGUUGGCCAUCCAAAUAUAUUCUUCCUGAGACAUUCUUUCAGCUCGAGAUGGCAGUUCAAAACGGAAGAAAGAAGAAUGACAGUGCUCGGUGGAUGGUGUCCCUGUA